Molecule: messenger RNA, 540 nt
Organism: Aspergillus nidulans FGSC A4
Lineage: Eukaryota; Fungi; Ascomycota; Eurotiomycetes; Eurotiales; Aspergillaceae
Exons: 2
Coding region: 1-540 (179 amino acids)
Biological process (GO): carbohydrate metabolic process
Source: RefSeq, a predicted model, not a curated record
AUGUCUCCGAGUGCCCUGCCUCCGAAACGGGCUCUCGAAGACCCAGCGGGAGACCAGACGCCACCGCGUGCCCGUCCUAAACAUGCUUCAACCAUCAGUCCAGUCGAUACCAGUCCCAUUUCCAUUCCUCAGCAUCUCCUUGACUUCCUUUACUCCGAAUCGAGCAUCUCAAAGAUCUGGCAAGUGGCUCAGAAGGCGCUCGGCAGCCCCCUCGGCCCCCUCCCGCACCGUCUCCAGUUGCAGCACCUGUGCCGAUGGUGGAGCGCCAACCUGCACCAGAACGCUGCUCGACGCGAUACGCACGAACUGGGGUUCAUGAUUGCGCCCUGGGCCAUUAAGGCGUGGGAACUCCACCGUGAUCCGCAGGCAUACAGCAGUCUUGUCCUGGCGGCGCACUCGCUCGCGUCGCGCUUUGAUCGGCGCGUACAGUCGCUCCGGUCAUGGGAUGUCUGCUAUACAAAGCGGUACACUUUCACGGAUCCGACCAAGGACUUCCUUGUCAUCAUUGAUAACAUGCUCAACCUGGAUCUACUCUUCUGA